UCGCUUUGAAUUAUAUUCUCGCGAAUGCCGUUUGCUCGAUUCGUCUCUCUGUUAAUCGCGAAAUCUCGUUCGGUCAAAAUAAUAUAAAAGUUACGUCAAAGCUGUGGAAGUUUACAAUCGGCCUGCCCAGCGAGCAGCGAUUCAUUUCGAUUUGUCUACUCGCAGUUUCAGUUUGUAAUGCUCCACCAGUGCUAGAGUUUGUCGUGGGGAAUUAUAUGAAAACGGUGUUACGAUAAAACCUGUUGGAAAAAUAUAGUUUUCCAAAAAUAAGAUCAGCCAUGGGUCCGUUGGUCGCUCAAGGCUUCGCUGCCUUUCUCGGGACUCUGGCGAUGCUGAAUGUGGGUCUCCUCAUGGGCUGGCCCGCGUCCUCUCUUCCAAAAUUGUUACACCAAAGUAGUAGAGAAAACGAUGAGAAUGAAAUAAAAAUAACAGUGGAAGAAGCCUCCUGGGUUGUGAGCAUCAUGAUUUUCGCUGCCAUUGUUGGACCGCUACUUUGUAAUUUUUUGGUCGAUCGAAUUGGAAGGAAAUGGUCGCUCGGUGCGGUCGUACUCGCUAUGCUAACCUCCUGGAUUAUCACCGGGUUGGCACAGACCGUUGAGCUAAUUGACGUCGGUAGAUUCAUCGGCGGACUCGGUGUCGGUGCAGCUUUCCCCUUAACAGCAAUGUACCUCGGGGAAAUCGCUGAAGCUAGAAUACGCGGCGUUCUUGGCUCAACACUGACCAUUGCUUUCAUCAGUGGACAAGUCUUGUCCUUCAGCGUUGGCCCGUGGAUCUCACGAGCGAUGCUUUCGCUAUUCUCAGCUCUUCCACUCGUCAUAUUCCUCAUCGCGUUCCCGUGGUUGCCAGAAUCCCCGUACUUCUGCUUGAUGAAAGGAGCACGAGAAAAGGCGGCAGCGUCUCUGAUGUGGCUGCGGCGGCGAUCGGAUGUCGAGAAAGAAUUAUCCUCUUUGGAGAUGACUGUGGCCCAAGAGCAAAAAAAUCAGAACCAAUCACGCGUUGCCUCGAUCUUCAAGGUGCGAGGAAAUCGAAGGGCUUUCCUCAUCGGAAUGGGACUGAUGACGUUCCAACUGCUGACUGGCACCCACGCGAUUACAGCGUACGCCGGCGUUAUUUUUGAGGAUUCUGGUUUGACCGGUUGGACCAGUUGGUCCUUGCUGAUAUUGGGAGUCUUCGAACUUGUUGCCGGGAUCUGCGCACUUUUUGUUAUCGACUUGGUCGGACGUCGUCCUCUUCUCAUCGCGUCUACCUUCUUAUCGGCUCUUUUUAUGUUGAUCGAGGGCGUAUUUUUCCACUUGAAAGAUCUGGAGUACGACACGAGCUCUUUCUCGUGGGUGCCGCUCGUCGGUCUCGUUGGAUUCAAUUUCGCCAUUUUGCCAGGACUCGGCGGCGUCACGUGGGUCCUCAUCGGCGAAAUAUUCCCCACAAACGUGAAGGCCUUUGCGUCCAUGUUCCUCGGCAUGUACGGCUCGGUGUUGGGAUUCGCUGUCACCAAGCUUUACGAACCUGUCGGAUCAGAACUCGGCAUUUACUCGGUUUAUUACUUCUUCGCUUCGGUAACUUUCGUCGGUAUUUUCUUCAUUUAUUUCUGGGUGCCCGAGACUAAGAAACUCACUUUCGAUGACAUCCAAAAACUUUUGGACUCUGGCUCACGUUACAAUUUAUCAGAAAAAUCUAUCGAAGACACCGGUGGAAAAUAGCAACGUUUGACCCGGCAUUUCGACGAGUAAUUGAGAUCUCUUUAGCUCAAUAUUGCUCAGAGGAAAUGACUUUUCCCAAGUUCCAGUGGUUUCCAUUCGACCACUUGCGAAAUAACUCGAGAAGAGGGUGACGCGAAAGAGUCAGUGCUGGUCGCAGGCAUGAAUGAACAAAACGGACGCCAUAAAACUUGGAAACAAAAUACGCUUCUUUGAUAAAUAAGAACGCUUCGAGUGUUAAAAUCAAUUUAUUUUCGAUCCGAUACUUCUUGAACAACCGGAAAUACUGAGCCAUUCAUUGAUUUCGGAAUCGGUCAAUUGUUUUCCGAGGCAUCGAAGCUCUCGACUCAGGGCUGGCGUGCAUUUUGGAUCGGUCGGGGAUCAGGUCAGCGUUUGCACCGAAGUGACCUUUAGGCACAUUGGGAGUCUGUGAAAUUGUGAGAAAUACGGGUCCUAAGUAAUCGAGUUGACUUCUUACGAUUAGAAGAUAUAAAAGCAAGGGUCCGAUCGCAGGAGUCAGUUGUAAGUUGCAGCCGGAAUUCCGAAUCAGUCCAAGUCUCUACCCGACCAAGUAUCGUUAAAAUCAAGUUUACUAAUCUCGAUGAAAAUCUUAUCCAUAUUCGAUUUCUGCGGACAACUGAAGUGUCAAUGAAUUUUCAUCUCCGAAUCAAAAUUCAAUUGUAUCAAUUCAAAACCGAGCUACGGAUGGAAUAACUCGUUUGUGUAUAACUUUUAGUAUACGCGAAGUAGCCACUCUGCAUAGGAGAAAAAAAAUAAAUUGAUUCGAAAAGACGCGACAGUGAUUCAGUGAAAUCUGUGAUUUAGUGAUGCCACCGAAAUGUAUCAUCGUCUCAAUCAUCCAAAAUGUUGAUAAAUGUAGUUAACUAAUAGACGUGAAGUAAUAAAAAUCGUUUUAUACCAAA
Venturia canescens is the source of this 2617-nucleotide messenger RNA. Its product is annotated as facilitated trehalose transporter Tret1-like. The transcript is spliced from 3 exons. Gene Ontology annotation, biological process: transmembrane transport. The coding region runs from base 279 to 1697 and encodes 472 amino acids. Gene Ontology annotation, molecular function: transmembrane transporter activity. Gene Ontology annotation, cellular component: membrane. The record is from RefSeq and is a predicted model, not a curated record. NCBI's taxonomy places the organism in Eukaryota, Metazoa, Arthropoda, Insecta, Hymenoptera, Ichneumonidae.